AUGAGGAACGUUUGCCGUCUGUAUUUGGAUAAUGAUGACACCGGUUGGGGCUACUGUCCCUCCAUCCCGGCAGCUAUUCUCUUUACAGUGCUGUUCGGAUUGACAUCGCUCGUCCAUAUGUUCCAAUGGUAUACCUUUCGAAAGAAACUUUGCUGGGUGAUAGUAAUGGCUGCUCUAUGGGAGACAGCCGGCUUCACAUUCCGCAUAAUCUCCGCACACAAAAUCAUUGGCCUAUGGCACUUCAUUCCGCAGCAACUGUUCGUCGUUCUCGCACCUGUAUGGCUCAACGCAUUCGUCUUCAUGGUCAUGGGACGGAUGAUCUAUUUCUUCAUUCCGGAGAAGAAGAUCUACAGCGUCAGCGCCAAGCGGAUAACUGUUGUCUUUGUCGCGCUGGAUGUCUUCUCUAUGAUCGUGCAGGCUUCCUCGUCUAGCUUGAUGACCUCGGAUGAUGGCGAUCUCGUCAAGAUUGGCAUCAACGUCUACAUGGGCGGCAUCGGCCUCCAAGAGCUCUUCAUAAUUCUCUUCUUCAUCAUGGCCGGCCGCUUCCAAUACCUAAUGACCCAACUCGAAAUCCAUCAACCACAACACCUCCCGUGGCGCCGCCAUCUCUACUCUCUGUACGCCGCACUAGUCCUAAUCACCAUCCGUAUCGUAUUCCGCUUAGUCGAGUACUCAAGCGGCACAGAGAGCGGCCUUGCCAUCAGCGAAGCGGCCUUUUAUUGCCUCGAGGCCGUGCCGAUGUUUACCGGUCUGGUUUUGUUUAACGUUCUGCAUCCAGGACAUGUCCUUGUGGGGCCUGAAAGUGAGUUUCCCAAGAAGGUUAAGAAGAGUAAGAAGGACGGGGAGGCGGGGAGGGACGGGCAGAGGCAGUCCUGGAGGCGGCUGGGUCUACGUGGUGAGGAUAUCGAGUCGGGAGAUGAUUCGAGAGGCGGAGGGUGUUAA
Messenger RNA from Paracoccidioides brasiliensis Pb18, 942 nucleotides. RefSeq lists its product as uncharacterized. The record is from RefSeq and is a predicted model, not a curated record. The transcript has 3 exons. Bases 1 to 942 code for a protein of 313 amino acids. Gene Ontology annotation, cellular component: membrane.